AUGAACACGGCGGAUAGCACCGCUAUGGUAGCGAUCUUCGUAGCUCACUUUGCAACCGAUUCGUUUUCGAUGGAGUUCUUCGUGAGGUACGGUAAUUCGUCAUUGAUCGACUGCAACUGGGCUUCAAGUGUUGAAUUACUGGAUGGGACCUCGGGACUUCACUACAGCUACUCGUGGAUAGACUUGAGCUGGAAGCAACUCGGUCGAGUAGCAACAUGCAGCAACAUGGUAAACGUUGACACAGGUCUGGGAUCGCAGCAACUGCAAAGUCUGGCUGAAUUAUCGACUAGCUGUCGGGCAGCUCAAGUGGAAAUACACAGGGUACAACGGAACAACUGCUGCCGAUAA
This is a messenger RNA of Peronospora matthiolae, 348 nucleotides long. Lineage: Eukaryota; Oomycota; Peronosporomycetes; Peronosporales; Peronosporaceae. The record is from the annotation of a GenBank genome assembly.